AUGCUCUUCCUCGACCCGGGCCUCGCCCCAACCAGCAGGGCCGCGCCCCUGGGCUGGCUGCCUCGCGCGCGCACCCCGCUCGGGCGGAGCGCGCAACCCGCUGACCCGGCGGCCAUGGCGGCGGAGUUGGAGGACCUGGAGGCUAGCGCUUCCGCCGCCUCGGCCGCCAGGUCUUGGAGCCGCAGCUGGUCCGCUGGCAUCGCCGCCCUCGCUGCCGCGGCGCUCCUGGUCGGCGCCACAGCGCUGGCCCGCCGCCGCGGCGCGCUGGAGGCGCACGGCUUCGGCAGCGACGCCGACCUUGUGAGCUUCUCGCUCGCCAAGGUGAAGAACGACACCGCCAAGGCGCCUCCGAGCGAGCAUGACUUGGACUUGGACAGCGUGGUGGCGGCGGCCACAUUGAGGGUCGAGGCACUCAGCCACGACCGGGCGCUCGCGGAGGGCAUGGAGCAGAUGGCCGCCGCCGUCUCGGCGGACGACAAGGUGCAGAUCGUCAAGGCCCUCAGGACGCUCCGCGUGGCGGUCAACGGCCUGAUCGGCGAGGUCAAGAGCCUCGAGACGGGCCUCCACAUGUGCGGCCGCAUCGUCUGCACAGGACAGCGCAUGGCGUGGAAGGUGUGCAAGGCCUACAGCUUCUGGGCAAGGCCCCUGGCUUCUGGGCAAGGCCCGCAACUUCUGGGCAAGGCCUACAAAUUCUGGGCAAGAACAAACCCCGCGCCCCAUAUCCUCGAGUGGCCUCAGAAACAGCCUCAGCACAAGCGGGAGGACGGCAGGGAGAGGGUGUCGUCCGUGUCUUUUGCGGUCGGAGUGACGUUCUUUGGAGGUGCCGUCGGAACGAUGAGCCAGGGGCAGCAGAAAUCGGACCUCAAGUGGUUCAUGAACUUCGUGCCGUCGAGGUCAAUGUUGUCCAAGCCGCGCGUCGCCUUCACGAUGGCGAUGGCCUCAUCUCGGGACGCGGAGUGCAAUGACUUCAAGAGCUCCGCCUUCGAGGCCUCGUAG
Messenger RNA from Prorocentrum cordatum, 996 nucleotides. The record is from the annotation of a GenBank genome assembly. Lineage: Eukaryota; Dinophyceae; Prorocentrales; Prorocentraceae.